CAGCCAGGGAGCACCGUCCCGGUGGGACCAGCAGGUGGACGCGGGGAUGAGGAAAGAGCCCAGCUCGUGCGCCCCGGGGAGACGCUGAGGACCGGGCAUCGGAAACAACCCGGGUUGCCUCGGGGAAGGGGCCCAGGGUCAGCGCCAGCGCGGCCUGGAACCGCCGCCCUGUUCCUUUUGCUUUGCUCCGCAUGACUAGUCCCGACCCAGGGCUCCUCAGACCAUCUUGAAAAGGGGAGGAAGAUGACAAUGAUGCCUCAGCAGUACCCUUCUUGGAUCUUUGUCAACGAGAGAACGUUCAUCACCAGGGAACAGCUUAAUUCUUUACUGAAGACUUACAACAUUUUCUAUGAGAAUCAAAAACAUCUGCAUAUUUUAUAUGGACAGACUGAAGACGGGCAGCUAAUUGUGGAAGGAAUGCUGGACAUUUUCUGGGGAGUGAAACGGCCUAUCCAGCUCAAGAUACAGGAUGAGAGGCAGAUCUCCUCGCUUUCUACAUUGAAGUCGCUGGAUGCCUUUUCCAGCAGAGGAUCUUUGCUUUUCAGAAGAAUGACUCGCUGGGGAGAAUUUGAUGACCUGUACCGCAUUAGUGAGAUGGACCCAGCUCAAAUUCCAGUGUCUGAAAGAAGGAAUUCCCAGGAAGACCAUCUGUCUCACCACAGCAGCACUCUGAAGCUACAUGCGGAGGAAGAGCUGGAGUCGCCCUUGCUCUACAGAACCAUGAGCGAGGCAGCCCUGGUGCGCAAAAGGACCAAGGUUCCAGUGACUGACAGAAAAGGCAGCCGGAACCAGAGGGCCUCCAUCAAUGGACACUUCUACAACCACGAAACCUCCGUUUUCACUCCAGCUUUUGGGUCAGAAACUAAGGUCAGAAUAAACAGUAACAUGAGGACUGAAGAAGUAAUAAAGCAACUUCUCCAAAAAUUUAAGAUGGAGAACAGCCCCCAAGACUUCGCUCUGUACAUCAUUUUUGCAACAGGAGUACAGGUCAAAAGAGGGUUGUGGUGGCUGAGAAGGGGAGGAGACCUGUCAGGUCCUGCUGCUUCGGAACUGCCACGAAAUGAAGUGAGCCGCUCAGCGUGGAAAGAGCAAGGGGUCUGUCCUGCAAGUCACGGGGAGCUUUCCUCAAGACCUCCUCUCAGCGUUCCUCCUGGACUCGGGUGGUCCCUGGAAGUCAUGGGAGCUUUCCUCAAGACCUCCUCUCAGCGUUCCUCCUGGACUCGGGUGGUCCCUGGAAGUCAUGGGAGCUUUCCUCAAGACCUCCUCUCAGCGUUCCUCCUGGACUCAGGUGGUCCCUGGAAGUCAUGGGAGCUUUCCUCAAGACCUCCUCUCAGCGUUCCUCCUGGACUCAGGUGGUCCCUGGAAGUCAUGGGGAGCUUUCCUCAAGACCUCCUCUCAGCGUUCCUCCUGGACUCAGGUGGUCCCUGGAAGUCAUGGGGAGCUUUCCUCAAGACUCCUCUCAGCGUUCCUCCUGGGAUUCAGGUGGUCCCUGGAAGUCAUGGGGAGCUUUCCUCCCGAGACUCAGGUGGUCCAGGAGUGAGACUGUCUGGCUGUUCUGAGAAGAGAAGUAAGAGGGGGGGAAGAGUGAGGAAAGAACAUGACACUGAUUGAUUGAUUUUUAUGUGUAUUUUUAAUAAAAAAGAAAUCCCAUGUGUGAAACUACUUUGGUGGAAUGCUAUAAAUAUUUUUUGUUGCUGUGGAAGUAUUAUUAUAACUUUUGGAGAUUUGAAAUUCUUGGAAAACAUCAGCUUAUUAUUUUAUUUACAUAGCUGAGUGGAUGAAACCCACAGAUAAGUGAAAUCAGAAGAAGAGUUGAUCUCAUGGACAUUUUGUGUAUAUAUCCUAAUUCUUACAGUGGCCCAGAAUUGAAUGUGAGGUGAAAGAUGGAACAAUUCAGGACAAUUACAAAGUUUUGGACUGGAACAACUGGAAAAAAUUAGAAUUAUUUUAAGUGAACUUGGAAAUACAUAUUUGUUUAUAAGUACAUUGACAUUAUAAAGAAUUGAGGCUUUAAGAUAACUUACUAAAAAGCAUAAGUAGAACUAGAGAUUUGUGCAAAUGAUCUAAUAAAAACAAGUUUGAAUUCUUUGAAGUAUUAAGUCAAACUGCAUAUUACGAGAAAUAAAUUCACUUAUUGAUUAAA
Jaculus jaculus (lesser Egyptian jerboa) is the source of this 2143-nucleotide messenger RNA. It is a transcript of the gene Rassf6, whose product is annotated as Ras association domain family member 6. The transcript is spliced from 9 exons. Bases 244 to 1611 code for a protein of 455 amino acids. Lineage: Eukaryota; Metazoa; Chordata; Mammalia; Rodentia; Dipodidae. The record is from RefSeq and is a predicted model, not a curated record. Gene Ontology annotation, biological process: signal transduction.